GCGUGACCUGAGCAUGUGAAUGACAUGUGCUGAAGUGUCCACGUGUUACAAUUACUCUGUACGACUGCUAUUAUGGCUCUUGCCUUGCAAAUUGAAAAGGUGUUGGUUCUUGAUGGCGUAGAUGCAUCUUGCACGCAGCUACUAGAGUCGAACGGCAUCAAAGUAGAUAUUCGGGCAAAAUUGAGCGAAGAAGAACUGGUGACUUCAUUGGGCGGGUAUGACGCUGUUGUUGUUCGGUCUGCUACCAAGGUGAAGGGUGAUGUGUUGCAUGCGGGCGCUUCUGGAAGACUGAAGCUGAUUUCCCGCGCUGGAACUGGAGUUGACAAUAUUGAUGUGGAUGCCGCGACAAGAAGAGGGGUAUUGGUUAUGAAUGCUCCUGGAGGCAACACAUUUAGUGCUGCUGAGCAUGCGUGUGGUUUAAUGCUCGCUGUUGCUCGAAAUGUUGCUGCUGCUGAUAGUUCUAUGAAAGCUGGCCAGUGGGAUCGUAAGAAAUUUGCUGGGUGUGAAUUAGAUGGAAAAGUUCUUGGAGUUCUUGGCGUUGGAAGGAUUGGGCAAGCUGUAGCUACUAGGAUGCAAGCGUUUGGCAUGAGAACAGUUGGCUAUGAUCCUGUUGUUCCUCCUUCUUUGAUGCGUGAGAAUGGAGUAGAGCCUGUGGAUUUGGAGGAGUUGUGGAAAGUGUCUGAUUUCAUUACGGUACACACUCCAUUACUGCCUUCAACAAAAGGAAUGCUGGGCGCUGAGGUAAUUGGAAAAUGUAAACAAGGAGUGCGCAUUAUUAACGCUGCAAGAGGUGGCAUUGUUGAUGAAGAAGCUUUGGUUUCAGCUCUUGAAUCUGGUCAUUGUGGAGUGUUGGGUUCUGAGUUGAGUCAGUGUUAUAAUCAUUCAAGUAAAGGCAGUGUCGUAAUCAUUCCAGUAGAGGCUGUCAGUUGUACACUAAGUACAGGAGAAAAGAGGCAGACAGCUCUUACCUGCUCUGAUAUGUCUCUGCGAAAUUCAAGAACAAGUGGUGUUGUCGUAUAUCUUCAAAAAGGAAAUGCAGACAUAAUCACACAGAAAGUUGCCAACAUUGCAAUUGUGCAAGAAGCAGAUCCGAACAGAGGGAUUGGAUUCUUUGUGACAGGAUGUAACAGUGUGGCUGUGAACAAGGUUUCUAAGCAUUGUGUAUGCAAAUGGCAGGGUGCAGGACUGGAUGUUUUUGAAGAGGAACCACCCAAGAAUCGAAAGUUAAUUGAGCAUCCACGUGUCACGGCUUGUCCUCAUCUGGGUGCAAGUACCCCUGAAGCUCAGAAACGGUGUGGACAGGAGAUUGGAGAACAGAUUGUUAGUUUGGUGAAGGGCAUAUCAGCAGCAGGGAUUGUAUGUGUUACUGAUUUUAAUACAUCUUUCUACGUAUGA
This is a messenger RNA of Corticium candelabrum, 1395 nucleotides long. Its product is annotated as D-3-phosphoglycerate dehydrogenase-like. NCBI's taxonomy places the organism in Eukaryota, Metazoa, Porifera, Homoscleromorpha, Homosclerophorida, Plakinidae. The record is from RefSeq and is a predicted model, not a curated record. The transcript is spliced from 9 exons. Gene Ontology annotation, molecular function: NAD binding; phosphoglycerate dehydrogenase activity. The coding region runs from base 73 to 1395 and encodes 440 amino acids.